CGCUCUGGCCCCGCCCCCGCAGCCAUGUCGUCGUCGUCGUCGGCGCGCAGCCGCCGGGCGGCCGGGGCGAAGGGGGGAGCCCCCGCGGGAGCCCCCGCGCCCGGCGAUGCGCAGCGGGGCAUGGCGCCGCCGGGCCUCAGCGUCUGCCUGCGGCUCCUGGCCGCCGCCUUCUACGGCCUCAGCUCCUUCCUCAUCGUCGUCCUCAACAAGAGCGUCCUCACCACCUACGGGUUCCCGUCCUCGCUGUGCGUGGGGCUGGGCCAGAUGCUGGCCACGGUGGCAGUGCUGUGGGCGGGCAAGGCGCUGCGCGUGGUCAAGUUCCCCGACUUCGACAGGCACAUACCUCGCCGGACGUUUCCUCUACCUCUCCUGUACUUCGGGAACCAAAUCACAGGACUGUUCAGCACAAAGAAACUAAACCUGCCAAUGUUUACAGUCCUGCGAAGGUUCUCCAUCCUGUUUACAAUGUUUGCUGAAGGAUUUUUGCUCAAGAAGAAAUUUUCUUGGAGUAUUCAGAUGACAGUAUUUGCAAUGAUAAUUGGCGCGUUUGUAGCUGCUAGCUCUGACUUGGCAUUUGAUUUGGAAGGAUAUAUUUUUAUCCUUAUUAACGAUGCCUUAACAGCUGCAAAUGGUGCCUAUGUAAAGCAGAAGCUGGAUUCAAAGGAGCUGGGAAGAUACGGUCUGCUAUAUUACAAUGCACUGUUUAUGAUACUUCCCACCUUGAUCAUUGCCUAUUUCACCGGAGAUGCGCAAAAGGCGAUGGAGUACCAAGGCUGGGCGGACGCGUUCUUCGUCGUGCAGUUUACGCUGUCGUGUAUAAUGGGAUUUAUUUUGAUGUACUCCACGGUUCUUUGCACUCAGUAUAACUCUGCUCUUACAACUACAAUAGUUGGCUGCAUUAAGAAUAUUUUAAUAACCUAUAUUGGGAUGUUUUUUGGAGGAGACUAUAUUUUUACAUGGACAAACUUCAUUGGUCUAAAUAUCAGUAUUGCUGGAAGCCUGGUGUAUUCCUACAUCACUUUUACAGAGGAGCAAAUGAACAAGCCGUCUGAAGCUGGCAUCAAGAUGGACAUUAAAGGAAAAAGCUCUGUGUGACCAGGGAAGCGCUUUUCGGGAAAGCAAACUCUCCUUGUUCAGCUGAUCACGGGCAGAGCGCAGUAAGGAAUCGGGGGUGUCUGCUACGGAGUAAUGUUGGUCCUGGUGAUUUGCACAAUCGCGAUUGCUGCCUUUACAGAUUAUUGACAAGAUGCAUUUAAGAACACGUGUGAUUGAGUCUGAUCAUGAGGAAUUCCUGGGGUUUUAAUUAUGCUGAAAUUUGGCUGUAGGGACUGGCAGAGGUGGUGUGAACUUGAGAGAAUUGCAUCCGUUUUGGGAGGGCUGAACUUCCUUGGCUGUGUUUUGUCUCUUUACGAGGACGUGUGACACAUGCAGCUGCGGCUUAGCCUGCAUCUGAGCAGCAGCGCAGCAAGGUGCUGGGCAGCUGAUUCCCGAAUUAGCUCCCUUCGGUGGUUUGCCCCAGUGAAGGGAGGCGCGAGUCGCUGUCUGGGGGGCCCCGGGCCCCGUCGGAGGCGGCAGCCAGGGCCGCUGCCCCAGCUGGGAGCAGCCCCCGGUCCAGGGAGCAGCGGGACGGUGCAGAGCCGUCGGGCGCUGCCGUCGUCGCGGGGCGAGAGCUCGCGGGGCGAUGCUGCGAGAAGGGCGCCGAGCUGGGGACAGGAUCCCUGCCGCCGCGGGGCCGAGCACGCCCGGCAUUGCCGUCGUGUGACCGAUACGAGCCGAGCACGUUAGCCUUGUCCAAAUCCUGCCCUGCAGUUCGCUUCUGAGGUAGUAAAGUUUCUUUGGGUCGGUUAAAGGAUUUUUAACGCAUCAGGCAGUGUCCGCUGACGUUAAGAAUCGCCCUACGCAGCACUUCUAGGUGUCUCCCCUGGGUUGUCUUCUGGUUGAAAAAAAAGAAUUCUUGUUUAUAAUUUUGGCAAAAGGUUUUUUUUUUUUUUUUGGUAAAACUAUAUUUGUGUUUAUUUUUUUUUCUACACUUUCCUUUUAGUCACUAGGGAAGAGGCUUCCAUAGACAACAUAGUUUGCUUCUGGAAGGUAUUUGCUAAAAAGUAAUUGUGGUCUUUAGACAAGCUGUAUUUAUUGGAGUAUUUUAUAUGUAGCUGUACAUGUAACGGAGAACUUGUGCCAUAGCUGUGCAAAACCAUAACAUAUGUUUUAACUUGGUGCAGUACUGGACCAAAUACAAAGGCUUUUAGCCCAGCCCAGGUAAUCGUGUCACUUGCUCGCCUGCACUCUCCUGAGAUUAUUUUUUAUCACGUUUGCUUGUAACUUUGCUGUGCUGAGGCAUUUGCGGCCAGGAUGUUGGUUAUGUUGAGAGCUUUGGGUUUUUAUUUUAAAUCUACUGGUUAGAUUUAUUGUCCAAACGGUAAAAUAUUUUUAAAGCGUAUUUUGUUUGUAAACGUGCACACUUUAGUGCCAAGGUCUGGCUGGUAUUGUAUACACUGGGAAAGUAAACAGAGUUCAUACAGCAGUAUUUUCUAUGCUAUUAAUCUACUUAAAUGUUUUUCUAUAUAGACUCUAUUUACAAAAUUACCAUUUUAGUGAUUAAAAGGGUGACCUUUUUAUUUGAAUGUAUGGCAGGCUUUAUAUCUAAGUCAAUAAUGAUAGCGAAAAGAAUUUUAUGUGCCUAUGUAUUUUUGUACUGGCUUCAAAUAAACUGAUGACCAUUU
Molecule: messenger RNA, 2723 nt
Organism: Dromaius novaehollandiae (emu)
Lineage: Eukaryota; Metazoa; Chordata; Aves; Casuariiformes; Dromaiidae
Gene: SLC35D1
Product: solute carrier family 35 member D1
Exons: 12
Coding region: 25-1095 (356 amino acids)
Cellular component (GO): Golgi apparatus
Molecular function (GO): UDP-N-acetylglucosamine transmembrane transporter activity; UDP-N-acetylgalactosamine transmembrane transporter activity; antiporter activity
Source: RefSeq, a predicted model, not a curated record